Messenger RNA from Pomacea canaliculata, 6993 nucleotides. RefSeq names its product calpain-5-like. Gene Ontology annotation, cellular component: cytoplasm. The transcript has 13 exons. Gene Ontology annotation, molecular function: calcium-dependent cysteine-type endopeptidase activity. Bases 244 to 2166 code for a protein of 640 amino acids. Gene Ontology annotation, biological process: proteolysis. The record is from RefSeq and is a predicted model, not a curated record. NCBI's taxonomy places the organism in Eukaryota, Metazoa, Mollusca, Gastropoda, Architaenioglossa, Ampullariidae.
UGUGGUUGCAUUUUUCUAGUCUCAGUUAUCUUAAUCAUCAGUUUGCUGUAAACUCGCUGUUCUGGUUCUAACGAUCUGCGUUGAUAAAAUCGUUGUCCCGUUUAAAGCGAAGUUGCUACUUCCAUAAACUGAUCAGAGCAGACGCCAAACGAAGACAGGCUCCACGUUCACUCCACUGUGCAGCCGACUCGCUGUAAACAGUAAAACAAGAUGAAGUGUUGAGCAGUAGGGAGAAGAGAGGCAAUGGGGUUGUUUGAGACUGUGAAGAAGUACAAGAACCAGGACUACAAUGCUCUCAAGAAAGAGUGCAAAAAAAAGGGCACAUUAUUUAUUGAUCCAGAGUUUCCACCAGAUGAAAGGUCUCUAUCAUCAACACCUGGCAAGUUUGGCAACAUAGUUUGGAAACGACCAAAGCAAAUCUGUGACAAUCCGAAAUUGUUUGUUGCUGGAGCGAGCUCGGGGGACGUAACUCAAGGACGACUAGGCAACUGCUGGUUUGUGGCUGCCUCCUCCUGCCUCGCAUCUUCUAAAGCAAUUUGGAACAAGGUGAUUCCAGACUGCAAAAGCCAAGAGUGGGAUGAACAAAAGCCAGAAGAGUAUGCUGGCAUUUUUCGAUUUCAGUUUUGGCGGUUUGGCUACUGGACAGAAGUGGUCAUAGAUGACUUUCUCCCCACGGUCAAUGACCAGCUGGUCUUCAUCCAUUCGCAAAGCCGCAACGAAUUCUGGUCUGCCCUGUUAGAAAAAGCCUAUGCCAAGCUGUUUGGAAACUAUCAGGCUUUAGAUGGAGGAGAACUGAGUGAAGCACUGGAAGAUUUUACUGGUGGGGUUUCCGAUACUUUGGAUUUGAUCAAGAUGGAAGUGGCAGCCAAACCUGAGGAACGUGUAGCACUCUUUGCUCGCAUGCAGAAAGAGAUGGACAGACACUCAUUAAUGGCUGCUUCUAUUCCAGCAACUUCCGCAGAAGAUAUGGAGGUCACCACUGAGAGUGGGUUGGUCAAGGGACAUGCAUAUGGCAUCACUGCAGUGAAAAAUGUCCAUUUGGAGGGCUCUGGGUUGUUUGGACUGUUCAACAGGGAAAAGCUACCAAUGAUACGUCUGAGGAACCCCUGGGGACAGGGCGAAUGGAAAGGCGCUUUUAGUGAUGGGUCUGUUGAGUGGAAGAAGAUCAGUGGCUCAGACAAGGAAAAACUAGGACUGACGUUUGAGGAUGAUGGAGAAUUCUGGAUGACUUUUGAAGACUUCUGCAAGUACUUCCACCAGACAGCCAUAUGCCGUGUUGUGAAUACCUCAUUUUUCUCAAUCAACAAGACAUGGCAUGAGGGUCUAUCCCAUGGUGCUUGGACUAAACCUGAACGAGCUGGAGGUUGCCCAAAUCACAAGGACACUUUCCUGAAGAACCCCCAGUAUGCAUUUGACGUCACAGAUGAUGACGAUGAGUUCAUGAUUCAACUAAUGCAGAAAAGUACUCGAGACAAGGAAGGGACAGCGAACAAAACCAUUGGUUUCACUGUGUUGAAGGUGGAAAAUAACAGGAGAUACCGUAUUCAUAACCUAUCACUUCAAGAAAAGGUCUUUUCUACUGUGUAUCGUGACAGUCGCUCAAUGUUUAUGCGAUAUGGUCCAGUAAAAAAAGGGAGAUAUGUGGUUGUGCCUUCAACAUUUGAGCCAGAUCAAGAAGCGUCUUUUUUGUUGAGAGUCUACACAAGUUCAGCUAACAAUUUUAUGGUGCUUAAUCAUGACAAGCCUGUCAAGCACUGGUGGAACUGCUGUAGCAAGACUCCAGUCAUGGUUACCUAUGUCAAGGUCAUAAAGGCAACAGGAUUGGAAAAACAAGACACACGUGGAGCAGACCCUUACUGUAUCAUUAAAUGUGAGGGUGAAACAGUGUACACACGUGCCAUCCCUAACACUGUUGAUCCUGAAUGGGGAGAAUCUGCACUAUUCUUCCGCAAGAAUCCUGUGAAGUCUCCAAUGAAAAUCCAGAUUUGGAAUAACAAUGUUCUUCGAGAUCAGUUCAUGGGCAAGCAUGUCUUCUUAUCUGCAGAUGAUAUGCAGGCACAGGUUCUUGAGGUUGAUCUCUUUGGACGCAAAAGUGAGAGCACUGUGCAGAAACCUGGCAAGUUGUACCUACUCAUAACACAGUCCCGCCAGCUUCUCUCUGUCUAACACCCAGCUGUUGACCAUUAGUUCCUUUCUGGCACGUGACGUGAACAGCCCUUAAACAGCCUGAAAACAAUUUUAUUAAAGUAUUGACUAUUAUUUUACUUUUUUAUUCAUGCGCCUGUCAUUCUCUAGUCUCUGCAUUCUCAGAUUGUCAUUCAUUUCCUCAUAGAUAUUUGCAAACAUGCUAGUCUUUCACUUUUUUCAUUAUUGAUGAAAUUCAUUUAUAUCAUUCAAGAAUGACAUCUGGCUCUACAAAUGUACAGAUGUGCACUGUUUUGGCACCCAUAAUAAGUUCUUCUUGAGGACAACAACGUGUGUUGACUUAAUUUAUUAAGGCAUCUUGAACAUCAUUAUUUCACGAGCCAUACUGUUAAGCCUCUGAGAUUUUGUACUGGUCUUGAUUUUAAGAUUUGCAUCAUUCACUUCACAGUCUUAAGUUACAUUUUUUUAGGCUUUUUUAUUUUUGGACAUGUAUUUGUGUAGACUGAAUUCUAUUACUACAGCUAAAUGCGUCCAAUAAGAUAUUUUUCUAAAAAAUACUUUAACUAUUUGUUAUUGAAAAUGAUGCUUCAGAAAGAUUCACAAAUGUGAUCAUCAGUCCUAUGUCUUAGUGCCUUGCUUGUUGAAAUAUGCAAAACUAGUGAGGUAUAAAACACUAGACUUUAGGAUGAGACUUUUUGCAGUGUCUAACUGCAGAGCUUUGUGCUCAUUAGAGUGUAAAAUGAAUAACUGCUGUAUUUAUAUAUUUAUAUCUACAUAUAGAGAAUAUGAUUACAGGAUGAAUGCACAUUUGUUAUUUCAGAACUGCUCAUAUGUUCUAUGCAACUUGUAGUAGACAUACUAGUCAUAUCACUGAUGGGGAGGGUGGGAAUUAGUUAAACUGAUGGUCAGUUUUGUUUUUGUUUUUUUAAAGUGCAUAUUAUUUACACACCAGAGUUGCUAUCCUUAAAAAUAAGGAAAAUAAGGCUCGGCCUUGCUUAGGAGAAAUAACAUAAGGGGAAAUCUGUUACCAAGUCUAUUUUGUGUUGCUCUCACAUUUCUAUGCGGUUUAUAACUAUAAAGAGGAGAUCAACUAAGCUACCCCUUUAUAGGCUAAAUUCAUUUAAGUGCUCUCAUGAGGACUGUGACUUGUCACGGACACAGCCUCUCACCAGAGCAACACACACAUGACGUCCAUACGCGUUCUUUCAUCACACAAAGGGAUUGCCUGAGGCUGUUCAAAUCAUGUUAUUAAGUUGCUCAGGAUUUUACGGAAUAGAGCACAGAUAAUUAUAUUCAUACAAAAAUGUCUCCAUACACAGUUCGUUGGGGAAGAUGGUGAAAUCUAAGAUAAGUAAACGUAUGGUAUUGCGAUAGUUUCUACUCCAAAGGCUAUCGAAUAGUCUGGGAAGGUGAUUUUUCCUCCUUCUAAAGGGCUCCAACUCAAUGAGCCCACGCCGCACAAAACAGUCGGUGAUGUCCAGGGACAUUCACACUAACACACGUCUACCCUUCCUUGAAUAAUCUUUUAGGCAGACACACCUGACUGCCGACAAUACACUUCAGGGUCUCAGAGCCAAAGGUGCUGACUCGGCAGAUACACCCGGCUGGUGAUACACUUCAAUAACCGGGAACAGCGGGUGCUGACUGGGCAGAUACACCUAGUUGCUGACAAUACUCUUGGAGUCGUCUUUCCCUCUCUGGUUAAUUCCUUCUUCUAGGCGAUUCCUCGUCUAGGCAAGGUUAAUACACCAAGGGUCAGCAUCACGCCACCUCCAGUGUCGAUGGACACUGCUCUGCUCUGUUAAGUAAUCUCACUAGGGAGAUUUACAAAUCGUGACUCAGGCACGUCUUCCUCCCUCACUAUCUCGGGCCUGAGUACUUUGCUACCCUUGCUUUCGCCGAAACUUCUACCACUGAACAUUGCACACCCAUCACUCUGUGUCAUGGUUAACCCUUUUCCCACUAACAUUCUCAUUCAUUCUCCACUACAUGUUAUCCACCUUUACAAUUCAUGGGUAGCAAAGGAGUUAAACUAACCUAAAAACAUGGAGGUACGGACUGGUCCGUGACAUGACUAUAGCAUGGCAUAGCUAGUGAUAUCUAUUUUAGCAGCAUUUUAAUCUGAAUAUGCUUUUGUUAUUUUUUUUAAAUACUUGCUUUUUUAAUUUUUAUGCUUGCCUUUUGAAGUUGACUUUAUAUCACUUUCUUGUUGAUAAUGUGGGUUUCUUUUAAAAUAUUUAAAUAUUUUAGAACAAACCUAAAUAGUUCUCUGUUUUGCUGGUGCUGAAGAUUCUUGUCGCAAACAUAUCAGAACUUUCUGAAAAUCCUUUAUGGUCAUCUCUUCCUGUUCAGUUUACAUGUACAUACUACUGUUAUUGCUUUGAAUUGUGUAUUCUUUUAUAAAUCUAUAAAUACACUUUAUACCAUUGUUUAUAUAUACUGUGAAAAUGGAAAAUACAUUUAUAUUGUUAAUUUUUUUAUUAUAGAAUUAUGGGGUAUCAUGGAGUGGUUUAUCAUGAAAGAUUUAAAAAGAAACUUGAGACAUUGUUUUGCAGAUGUACCUGCAAACAUAGAACAGGCCAGUCCAUUUAGUAGUUUGGCUGUGAUGGGUAAAUUAAGUUGCAAUAAAUCUUUGUUGAUUGUUAGCACUUUGUAACUACAUGUGUAAAUAAACAUAAAUAAUAGGGAAGCUUUAAUGUGGGUCUUUACAAAGUGACACAGAUGGACAAGCUCUUUCCAUUAUCUUUUCUAAUGCAGCCGUGUCCAGUUUUCAAGUUGUGUUAUCAUUCACUUGUCUUGCACCCAAUAGAACUAACAGGAACUCUAGUCACGAUAUUAUUGUAAAAGAUAUAAAUAGCCUAACAAGUGUAGACAGAACAAGUAUUAAUUGUUGAAGUUAGUACAACAGUACUUGUUGAUCAUUGUUGUCAUCUGCCCAUUGCUGCUGUAAAAUAUCUUAGAUGCAGUUUUUGAUUUAGUCUUGUGUAAGCUUGGAAAACUGAAAGGUUAUGGUUGUUCAUAGACUGUAAAUUAAUGAAAUGUCAAAUCUGCAAGUGCACAACUCUGUGUAUUCUCUGACACAAAUGCUAGAGGGCAGUACGAUUGAUUUUUUUUUUUUCAUGACAGAUAUUGUUGUGGAGAGAAGCAUUCAUGUCUUUGAGCAUAAUUUUUAUUUAUAAAUGGAAUCUUAGGAAGUGAAUGACAUAAUGCAACUCACUGUUAGGCUCAGCAUCUUUAGAUGUGUCAUUUUUUAAAAGACUCCAUGUGCUAUUUUUGUACACUUGUGUCCCAGCAGGAGAACUUUCACCAGAUAUAGAAAUUCUGGAAUCAAACAGAUUUGAAGAUAUGUACUGUUAGAAGUCAAAAGAAGGUACUAUUAGAACUAAAGCUGACCAAAUUUGGGGGGGGAAAACUUAUAAUUUGUUUUUUGAAUUGAGUCCUUAUCUUCUACCUUUUAGUCUCCAUAAAUAUUUAAAGCUGUAGGUGGUUUCCAUGUAUUAAUAGAUUUAUUUAAAAAUAAUUGAGGAGAGAGAUUAGAAAUGGCAGGUUUCUUUGCCUGGGUUUGCUACAAAUAAAUAAACAUUGAUAUCUUUAUUUUAUCAUGCAUUGAAAAACAUUGGCUAAGUGCCCUUGUGUCUAGCAGUUUCACUGUGCAUUUUUCAGAUUUUUUUUAAAUACUGAAAAACAUUGAUGGCCUUUCUUGCUUACCUGAUUUUAAGUUUGUUGUUAUCUGCGUUUUUUACCAAAACAUGAAAGACUCUGGUUUGUUUUCCUGACAUUUUGAAGUCUUUUGAUUUAAGCAUUGCUUUUGCUUUCACUAAAGCUAUUAAGUUAUGUCACUUUAUAUUCGGCAUUAUAUGUCACAGGCAUCUUUUGUUUGGACCACUCAGGCAAAAACAUCAAGUCCCAUCUACAAUUUUUAACGGUUUGGUCAAAAGUCUUUUGUACACAAAUGUGCCAUGAGUGAAAUCCUGUGUGUUUUUUUUCAUGUCUAAUUAAACACUUUAAUGAUUUAUAAUUGUGCUUAGCAGUAUCAUAAAGGUUUUUAUUGUUUUUUCCACAUUUCCUUGCAAGUUAUUUAUGGGAUUAUUUUACAAAAUAUAUGUAAUGCUUAUACCACAAGUGAUCAGACUUGGUUUCCUGUGCCAGUUAUAUACAAGUAGCACCUUUAUUAAUAGUGUUACAGUUAGUUGAGUUUAGGGCACUCUUGGUUCCAUUUUCAUUAGAAAUAGCUGCAUAUAUCUUUUCUUUUUGCUAUUGCUUGAUUUAACGCUAACCUAAAGAGGUUUAGUUCCAUACAUUUAAAUGGAUUGAAGCAUUUGGUGCAAAUUUUUUUAUUCAUUUAAGCUAAGCAAUAAACAUGCAUGGUGUACAUUUUUCCCUAGUCCACAGUAUAGUUUAUUGAUUAGCAUUUAUUUGUGGAAAAGUAAUUUUUAUUUAAUUUAUUGGAGGAGUGUUGCAACCAACUUUGUCCAUGAAAUGAAGAUCAUAUAUUGUGAGGAUUGGGUGCCAUUGUUUUCAGGAAGUUGCAUAUAGUUCUUUUAAACACUUUUUUUUAGCAAUCUGAAUAUUUUUCUUUGAAAGCUGAAAUUGUUGCUUAGCAUAUUUGCUUAUUUUAGAAAGCGAUUUGUUCUCCACACAAACAUGCCUGAUACUUUUGUGAUAUUUAUAAAAAUGUAUUUUUUAAAGCUUCAUAAUACCCUUUGAUCACUACUUUUUAUAUUUCUUAUAUUACAUAUAAAAAAAAAUUUUAACUUGCUUUUGGAAAUUUUGACAUGGUUCCUUAGUGUGGCUUGACCAUUCAAUUAAAAAUGAAGGGUCUGUAAUACAUGCUUCUGUACACAUCAA